Messenger RNA from Monopterus albus (swamp eel), 2030 nucleotides. It is a transcript of the gene gpia, whose product is annotated as glucose-6-phosphate isomerase a. The transcript is spliced from 18 exons. Bases 126 to 1787 code for a protein of 553 amino acids. NCBI's taxonomy places the organism in Eukaryota, Metazoa, Chordata, Actinopteri, Synbranchiformes, Synbranchidae. Gene Ontology annotation, molecular function: carbohydrate derivative binding; monosaccharide binding; glucose-6-phosphate isomerase activity. Gene Ontology annotation, biological process: glycolytic process; glucose 6-phosphate metabolic process; gluconeogenesis. The record is from RefSeq and is a predicted model, not a curated record. Gene Ontology annotation, cellular component: cytosol.
UGGUGCCGGCUGCUCUACCCCCCUCCGUCCGUGUAGCGGCUCCAUCUCUUCAUCCGCUCCUCUGCAGCACCGCACUCACACUAGCAGGAGUAAAACCGGGCGCUGCUGCCAGUAUCACCACCGCCAUGGCUCUGACCAACGACCCCAACUACCAGAGACUGGAGCAGUGGUACAAGGCUAAAGCCGGGAGCCUCAACAUGAGGGAGAUGUUUGACGGAGAUACGGACAGAUUCAGCAAGUUCAGCACGACUCUGGAGACUGACGAUGGGGAAAUCCUGCUGGACUACUCCAAGAAUCUCAUCAACCAGGAUGUCAUGGCCAUGCUGCUGGCGCUGGCCAAGUCGAGGGGCGUGGAGGAGGCCAGAGAGAAGAUGUUCUCUGGACACAAGAUCAACUUCACUGAGGGCCGUGCUGUGCUCCACACUGCGCUGCGUAAUCGCUCCAACACGCCGAUCUACGUCGAUGGUAAAGACGUGAUGCCAGAGGUCAACAGGGUUCUGGACAAGAUGAAGGCCUUCUGUCAGAAAGUUCGCAGCGGGGAGUGGAAAGGCUUCAGUGGAAAAAGCAUCACCGACGUGGUGAACAUCGGCAUCGGCGGCUCAGACCUGGGCCCUCUGAUGGUGACGGAGGCUCUGAAGCCAUACUCAGCUGGUGGACCAAACGUGUGGUUUGUCUCCAACAUUGACGGGACUCACCUGGCCAAGACCCUCGCUCAGCUCAACGCAGAGACCACGCUCUUCAUCAUCGCCUCCAAGACGUUCACCACCCAGGAGACGAUCACCAACGCAGAGUCUGCCAGAGACUGGUUCCUCCAGACAGCUAACGAUAAAUCUACUGUGGCCAAACACUUCGCAGCUCUGUCCACCAAUGCGGCUAAAGUGAAGGACUUUGGCAUCGACACAGCGAACAUGUUCGAGUUCUGGGAUUGGGUUGGAGGGCGUUACUCCCUGUGGUCCGCCAUCGGCCUGUCCAUCGCUCUGCACAUAGGAUUUGAAAACUUUGAGCAGCUUCUGGCAGGAGCUCACUGGAUGGACCAGCACUUCUGCAGCGCCCCCCUAGAGCACAACGCGCCCAUCCUGCUGGCUGUUCUCGGCAUCUGGUACGUCAACUUCUUCCAGGCCGAGACUCACGCCCUGCUGCCCUACGACCAGUACAUGCACCGCUUCGCUGCCUAUUUCCAGCAGGGCGACAUGGAGUCCAACGGGAAGUACAUCACCAAAGACGGCAGCCGUGUCAACUAUCACACCGGACCAAUCGUGUGGGGGGAGCCGGGGACCAACGGGCAGCACGCCUUCUACCAGCUCAUCCACCAAGGGACUCGAAUGAUUCCUGCCGACUUCCUCAUUCCUGCCCAGUCUCAGCAUCCAAUCAGAGACAACCUCCACCACAAGAUCCUGGUGGCGAACUUCUUGGCUCAGACCGAAGCUCUGAUGAAGGGAAAAACCUCAGACGAGGCACGUAAAGAGCUGGAGGCCAGCGGAAUGAAAGGGGACGCUCUGGAGAAGCUGCUGCCUCACAAAGUUUUCCAGGGAAACAAGCCGAGCAACUCCAUUGUCUUCAAGAAGCUGACCCCGUUCAUACUGGGAGCUCUGGUUGCCAUGUACGAGCACAAGAUCUUUGUGCAGGGUGUCAUGUGGGACAUCAACAGCUAUGACCAGUGGGGAGUUGAACUGGGUAAGCAGCUGGCAAAAAAGAUCGAACCGGAGCUGCAGGAUGACUCGGAGGUCACAUCUCAUGACUCAUCCACCAACGGCCUCAUCAACUUCCUGAAGAAGAACUUCGCCUGAACCCGUCACCCUGCUCCUCUGCCGCCGCUGUGUAGUCCUUUGUCAUUGGCUGAAUCAUGUGACCUGUGGAACGAACACUGUAUGACUGUUGGUCUGAGCUGACGUGACAUGUGUUGCAUUUAUCUCACCAAAUGUGUGUCCCUGUAACGUGCAGAUCUUACUGUGGGUGGCAACAACAACACCCACCCCCACUUUAACAUAGGCAGCAGCAUCUUCAAAAUAAAAGUCCUGUUUGUCACUGGA